CCUCUCCUGCCCUCCUCCUCCGCCGGCCUGGUCGUGGUGGGGCUGCUCCGCGCGGGCGCUCGGGCGGGCCAUGGCGGCGUUGCACGGGGCUGGUGCCAAGGCCGGCGCCCCGCCGCAGAUCCCCGACACCCGCCGCGAGCUGGCCGAGCUGGUCAAGCGCAAGCAGGAGCUGGCGGAGACGCUGGCCAACCUGGAGCGGCAGAUCUACGCCUUCGAGGGCAGCUACCUGGAGGACACGCAGAUGUACGGGAACAUCAUCCGCGGCUGGGACCGCUACCUCACCAACCAGAAAAACUCCAACAGCAAGAACGACCGUCGGAACCGGAAGUUCAAGGAAGCGGAGCGGCUCUUCAGCAAGUCCUCCGUCACCUCGGCGGCCGCGGUCAGCGCCUUGGCCGGAGUUCAGGACCAGCUGAUUGAGAAGCGCGAGCCCGGCAGCGGCACCGAGAGCCCCUCCCCGGAUUUUCACAACCAAGAAAACGAGCCGAGCCAGGAAGAGGUGGAGGAGCUGGACGCGUCCGUUCAGGGGGUGAAACCCCAGAAAGCGGCCUCUUCCGCCUCAGGGAGCCACCACAGUAGCCACAAAAAGCGGAAGAAUAAAAACCGACACAGCCCGUCUGGCAUGUUUGAUUAUGACUUUGAGAUUGAUCUCAAGUUGAACAAAAAACCACGAGCUGACUACUAGUGGUCCUUCAGGAUGAAUCUUCCAGGAACUUUUCUCCUUCCUUCCUUCCUUCCCAAGAGACUGAAUAAGCACAAGCCCAGCUCUUUCCUGCAGCAGCCUGCACACCAGCGGCACUGCUGGCUGAAACAGCUGCUGCCAAUUCAUCAUGCAUAAAAUCCAUGAAGUCAAGUCCUCUCUACUUGCUGCCAUCUUCUGGUUGAAUUGUUUUGUCUCAUGUAUUUGGCUCUUUUUUAAAAAAAAAAUAAACUUUAUUUAAUUUUCCAUUUGUUAAAGAUUAAGACAAAUUGCCUGCUAGAUGCUUUUAUUCUUCAGAGACCAAAUAGUUUUUUCAAACUGGAAAAGGUGAUUCGAUUUUACUCUGAAAUACCUGCUAACUUGAGGGAAAAACAUGGAUGUGUGGGGCAAGCAGUCUCCUUUUUAAUACGUAUGUCUCCUUAUUGUAAAUAAAACAGCAUCCACAUUCACUUUAGAUUGUUUUGUGGCUGCAUUCAUAUCACAUUGAGAGCUAUAACCACAGGUGGUUGAGUAAACCAAAAUUAGGGGAUAUCCUAAAUUGUGCUGAUGCAUAAGUAUUAAAGCGUAGUCUGGUCUAGUGGUGAGGACUCCAAGCUAGAAACUAGGGGACUCGAGUUCUAGUGCUGCCUCAGACCAAUCCACCUCCCUGGGUUGUGGGGAAAAUAGGAAGGAAUGAAUAUCAGGUAUGUUUGUUGCCUUGAAUUAUAAAGGGUAAUGGGAUAAAAAUCUAAUAAAUGAGUCUGAUUUAUGAACCAUAAUGGCUUGAGUUGCAAUACAGAAAGGUACAGAUAAACAAAGUUCCCUUGGCCUUGGGUGUUGUGUGAAUUCAGCCUCCCAGAGAAAGUCAGGCCAAGGAGUCAGAUUUCAGAGCCUGGAUCUGUUCUAUUUGUCUUCUCAGCCACCCAUGGGAAAGGCUGAGUUGGGGCAGAAAUAGCCUUUUGGGGGCUUUCUGGAGUUUCCCUUGAGGGGAGGAUCUCUUGCUUUGCCACAGAUUCUCAGAGGCAUUGAUUGAGAUCCCUGUCAGUGAGUUUCUACUUCCGGAAAGAUGUUCCUCACGAAUAACAAUCCUUUCCUGCUCAGUAGCCCUUCUGUUCCGCUGACAUGUCAUCUGGUUAGACGUGUGGUAUGGGGAGAGUGCAGGGCCUGUUCUGUGUAAACAAACUGGUCCUUAAAGAUUAGAAUUUGGAAAAACAGUUGAAAGAAACUUUGGCGGUCUUCUCAUCCAACCUCCUGCUCAAGUAGGAAGCCCUAUGCCAUUCCAGACAAAUGGCUGUCCAGUCUCUUCUUGAAAACAUCCAGUGAUGGAGCAUCCACAACUUCUGGAAACAAGCUGUUCCAUUGAUUAAUUGUUCUAUCAGGAAUUAAUUCCAGGUUCACCAAGACACCUAGAUCCCUCUUGCAGUUACUGCUGUUGAGCCAGAUGCCACCUAUGAAAUACCUGUGUAUUUGAUUUUUCUGCCUAGAUGCAGGAACUUACUUUUCUCACCACUGAAAUGUGUCUUGUUGGAUAGCACUCAAUGCUCAAGUCUGUCAAGAUCCUUCUGUAUCUUGAGUCUAUCAUCUAAAGUUUUAGCAAUUCCCCUCAGCUUGGUGUCAUCUGCAAAUUUGAUGAAUUUCCCUUCUAUCCCCUCAUAUAGAUCAUUUGUUAGGAUGUUGAAGAGUCCUGGCCCUAAAACAGCCUUGGGGUACCCCACUGCAUAUUUCCCUCCAUGUAAAUGUAGUGUCAAGAUUGAACCACUUCUUUCAAACCUAAUGCUUUUCAAUUUGCCAAUGAACUGGAGGGAGGGAAAUGGAAUGUGGAGAAUGUAUGUAGAGAUUGUGAGCAUGGAGCCAGCAAGGUCAUCGCUGUAAGUGCAUAAGAAAGAGAUGGACCAUUCUCAUAAAAAAAGACCAUCUCAUAAUUGGACAAUGUGAUCAACGAGGGGUGGAGAGAAGGAUAAAGUAUUGUUUUAAUAGGGCAAGCAUUUGCGUGGGAAAUCAGAGUUGGUUUUGUUUCUUCAGUUCCCACAACAUGGUUUAUCCAAUAAAAUUUUACUUUUGGAAA
This is a messenger RNA of Pantherophis guttatus, 2744 nucleotides long. It is a transcript of the gene MEAF6, whose product is annotated as MYST/Esa1 associated factor 6. The record is from RefSeq and is a predicted model, not a curated record. Gene Ontology annotation, cellular component: histone acetyltransferase complex. Lineage: Eukaryota; Metazoa; Chordata; Lepidosauria; Squamata; Colubridae.